GUUUACUAUAAAUGUCUGAACAGCUUUACAACCUGGAUUAGAAGAGUUGCUGCUCUAAAUGAUUCAGAUUUGGAAGAAGAGCUCAAAUUGGUCAACAAGAAUUCACUCAAUGCAUUCGCAAGAGCAAUUGGUCGUAUCCGUCGUCCCGAACUAGAUUCUCAUACAUACAGAAAUGGAACGUAUGAAGCACAUCCCCAUGCAGAUACAAUCAAUUUAUUGGUUUCUAUUGGAGAGUCUACACUAUCUGCCAUCAAUUCGGAAACACCAGUCAGUUCUCAUAUAGAUGACAAUACUAGAAUCAAGGUAUGA
This is a messenger RNA of Batrachochytrium dendrobatidis JAM81, 309 nucleotides long. RefSeq lists its product as uncharacterized. The transcript has a single exon. NCBI's taxonomy places the organism in Eukaryota, Fungi, Chytridiomycota, Chytridiomycetes, Rhizophydiales. The record is from RefSeq and is a predicted model, not a curated record. The annotation marks the transcript as partial.